AUGGGUCUCGCAGGGCCGAAGAAUCGCACAAAAAUCUCGGCCGACCCGAAUAACACUCACUGGAGCAAGUCGACCGACCGCUUCGGCCACAAGAUCCUGCUCAAGCAGGGCUGGACCCCGGGAUCUUUCCUUGGUGCCAAAGAUGCAAAGCACGCCUCUCACUACACGGCCGCCAACGCGUCUCAUAUCCGAGUCGCUGUGAAGGAUGAUACGCUCGGUCUGGGCGCGAAGCGAGGAAAGGCGGAAAACGAGACGUUCGGCUUGAGCGCCUUUCAGGGUCUGCUCGGCAGGCUGAACGGCAAGAGCGAUGGAGAGCUCAAGAAGGAGGAGUCGGCUCAGCGGGAUCUGAAACUCCAAGUCUACACCAACCAGCGCUGGGGUGGCAUCCGCUUCGUCAGCGGCGGUCUCCUGGUUGGUGACAAGAUCGAGAAGCUCGUCAAUAAGGACAGCACCGCGCCUGCAGAGUCCGCGAAGCGAACCGUUGCCGAAGUGGAGAACCCAAGUCCUGAUGCAGCCAAAAAGAAGCGCAAACGAUCGGAGGAUGACAAGAGCGAGUCGCUGAACGGGAGGAAGAGGAAAUCAGACCUCAAGAAGGACCCGGAUCAGAGCAGCCAGGACGACAACGAAGGAGAAAAAAUCAAGUCGAAAAAGUCCAAGAAAUCCAACGGCGACAGACCUUCAACUGACAAUGCUUCGGCUGAGGAGAAGGAGGAUGAGGAAAAGCUCGAUAAAAAGGCACGGAGGGAGGCCAAGAAGGCACGCAAACUCGAACGAUUGGCCAAGAAGGAAGCGAAGGAGUCGAAGAGUGCAGAUAAGGAGAAGCAGAAGCAGAAGAAGGAUAAGAAGACCGCGCCAAGCAAGGACAGCUCAUCUUCGGAAGACGAAUUCACUCCCUCAGCGAAUACCUCGGCCCCAGCGUCCGGAACGAGCACACCAACUGCGGGCUUUGCUGGAGGUCGUCUCGCUGUUCGACAACGGUAUAUUGCCCAGAAGAAAAAGGCGUCGAUGGACCCGCAGGCGCUGAGGGAGAUUUUCAUGAUCAAGUCGGAGGCAUAG
Lasiodiplodia theobromae is the source of this 1056-nucleotide messenger RNA. Its product is annotated as G-patch RNA maturation protein. The record is from RefSeq and is a predicted model, not a curated record. NCBI's taxonomy places the organism in Eukaryota, Fungi, Ascomycota, Dothideomycetes, Botryosphaeriales, Botryosphaeriaceae. The transcript has 2 exons. Gene Ontology annotation, molecular function: nucleic acid binding. The coding region runs from base 1 to 1056 and encodes 351 amino acids.